AUGAGCUAUGAAAACCCUGAUCUUGCUCUCUGCUAUGGAACAAUUUUGAGAGACUGCCCUCGUCAUCAAGUCGUUGCAAAGUAUAUUCUGGAUUCAGAGCACAUGAAGGAGUUCUAUGAAAACCCUGAUCUUGCUCUCUGCUAUGGAACAAUUUUGAGAGACUGCCCUCGUCAUCAUGUCGUUGCAAAGUAUAUUCUGGAUUCAGAGCACAUGAAGGAGUUGUUCGAUUACAUACAAGACCCAAAUUUUGGGACUGCAUCAGAUGCAGUAGCAACCUUUAAAGAGCUAUUGACAAGGCAUAGAUCAACUGUUGCUGAGUGUCUUUCAAGAAAUUAUGAGUGGUUUUUUGGGGAGUACAAUUCAAAGUUGAUGGGUUCUUCCAAUUACAUCACUAGAUGGCAUGCCGCCAAGUUGUUGGGGCAGAUGUUGAUGGAUAGUGCAAAUUAUUCAGUGAUGCUGGUGAUGAAUUUGCUCAGGGAGUCAAGCAAGAACAUCCAGUUGGAAGCAUUUAAUCUGUUUAAGCUUUUUGCUGCUAAUCCAAAUAAGUCUCCUGAGAUAGUCAAUGUCCUUGUCGCUAAUAGAACCAAGCUCCUCCAAUUCUUUGGUGGCUUCAGUUUUGAUAAAGAGGAUGAGCAGUUUGUUGCUGACAAAGCUAGAGUUGUGGAAGCAAUUUCUACUCUUGAACGCUUGAACGCUUAA
This is a messenger RNA of Ilex paraguariensis (yerba mate), 699 nucleotides long. The record is from the annotation of a GenBank genome assembly. Lineage: Eukaryota; Viridiplantae; Streptophyta; Magnoliopsida; Aquifoliales; Aquifoliaceae.